Molecule: messenger RNA, 2460 nt
Organism: Ochotona princeps (American pika)
Lineage: Eukaryota; Metazoa; Chordata; Mammalia; Lagomorpha; Ochotonidae
Gene: CDK15
Product: cyclin dependent kinase 15
Exons: 16
Coding region: 429-1646 (405 amino acids)
Biological process (GO): protein phosphorylation
Cellular component (GO): nucleus; cytosol; cytoplasm
Molecular function (GO): ATP binding; cyclin-dependent protein serine/threonine kinase activity; cyclin binding
Source: RefSeq, a predicted model, not a curated record
UCUCCCACGGGUUAACCACCAUAGUCCGCAACUCGGCACCACUGCACACCAAAGGUGUAUCACCGGUCUGGACUUCCACAUAGCCAGGAGAACUUGCCGAUCUCCUUUGGAAAGCAUUUAAAGAAAAGACAACGUCCAUACAUUUGUAAGCAAACUUCCUGUUAAGGAAGUAGCAGGCAAUGGCUCAAGUAUUUGAAGACCUGGCACCCAACUGGAAGACCCAGGUGCAGUUCCUGGCUCCUGACUUCCGCCUGGCUGAGGCCUGUCUGUGGGCAUGGGGGAAUUUAGCAUGUGAGCCUGCACAUAUGGAAUCACUCGGCAUUCUUGAGCCUUCCAUUUGCAGUAAGAGUUUUGAUCCAUAGCAGGUCAAGCACUCCUGCAGCUGGGAAGGCCUGGGUGUGGAGAAAGCCCAAGACAAGGCCAGGAGCAUGGAAUCAAAAGCUAGAAAACUCAGCAUGCUAACAGACCUAAAAGAAGAGUCGUGUUCCAUGACUUCAUUUCACCCCAGGGGACUGCCUGCCGCCCAGGCCCGGAAGUUCAAGAGUAAAAGGCCACGCAGUAAUAGUGAUUCUUUUCAGGAAGAGGAUCUGAGGCAGAGUUUUCUGUGGCAGAGAAAGAGCUUCCCUUUUGGGACAGCCUCAUCCUACUUGAACUUGGAGAAGCUGGGUGAAGGCUCUUACGCUACAGUUUACAAGGGGAUUAGCAGGAUCAAUGGGCACCUGGUGGCUUUGAAAGUCAUCAGCAUGAACACCGAGGAAGGAGUCCCUUUCACUGCCAUCAGGGAAGCUUCUCUCUUGAAGGGUUUGAAACAUGCCAAUAUUGUGCUUCUGCAUGACAUCAUUCACACCAGAGAGAGCCUGACAUUUGUUUUUGAGUACAUGCACACAGAUCUGGCCCAGUACAUGUGUCAGCACCCAGGAGGGCUUCAUCCUCACAAUGUCAGGCUUUUCAUGUUUCAACUUCUACGGGGCCUGGCAUAUAUCCACCAGCAACACGUUCUGCACAGAGACCUGAAACCUCAGAACUUGCUCAUCAGUCACCUGGGAGAGCUCAAACUAGCUGAUUUUGGUCUUGCUCGCGCCAAGUCCAUUCCCAGCCAGACAUACUCUUCCGAAGUGGUGACUCUUUGGUACCGACCUCCAGACGCCCUGCUGGGUGCCACCGAGUAUUCCUCCGAGCUGGACAUAUGGGGUGCAGGAUGCAUCUUCAUUGAAAUGUUCCAGGGUGAACCUCUGUUCCCUGGGGUUUCCAGCAUCCUUGAACAACUGGAAAAGAUCUGGGAGGUGUUGGGAGUCCCUACAGAAGAUACCUGGCCCGGAGUCUCCAAGCUACCUAACUACAACCCAGAAUGGUUCCCACCACUGAAACCUCAAAGCCUACAGACCAUCUGCGACAGGCUGGGCAAGGCGCCAGAAGCAGAAGACCUGGCCUCCCAAAUGCUCAAGGGAUUUCCCCGAGAUCGCGUCUCAGCCCAGGAAGCGCUUGCACACGAUUAUUUCAGUGUGCUGCCCUCCCAGCUGUAUCAGCUUCCUGAUGGGGAGUCUUUGUUUACAGUUUCAGGAGUGAGACUAAAGCCAGAAAUGUGUGACCUCUUGGUCUCCUACCAGAAAGGUCACCACCCAGCCGGGUUUAGCAAAUGCUGGUGAAAAGACAGGGCGAGGUCCUGAAGACCAUCCCAGGGCUACAUUCCUGCUAUUUCCAUUUUCCUUCACUUCUGCUUACUAAGAGGCUUUCAACUCUAACUCCAAUCUGGGCCAAAGGUUUUCUACAUCACCUGUGAUUAGGAAGAUUUUAACAGGACUUCAAGGCCAUGAUAAAUCAUACUUGAAGAAAAAAUAGCGGAAAGUUACCGUAUUGUCAUGUGCCUAGAAUUUACCAGUGACUGACUCAGAAGCAGAUACAGAUAGUGUUGAAAGGAGGACUUCUGAAUAAUUUCACCCAUUUUUGUCAUUUGAGAGAACGCUGGGCCAGAAGGUCCAUUUCCCAAGAGGCAGAUGGGAGACUAACCAUUGAGAGAAUCUAGAGCUGGCGCGGCCUUCCAGAGGCCUGUCAUUCCUGCAUUCACUUAGAAUUCCCCCAACAAAAGGACUGCUGUGGCAAGGAAGGGAUUAGGCCAAAGGUCAGAAAAGUCUCCAGGGAAGAUGGCUUCUUGGAUAAAGUUGUCAACAAAAGAAUUUGCUCAAGACUAUUUGUUGUGACUUCCUAGGGGGCGCUUCUCACUAACUGGAUUAUCAGAACCCAGACAUCAGUAGAUGGGAUUGAGCUGUCCCCUACCACUGGAUGGGAACUGUGGUGAUGGCAGAAGGGCUGAGGGCGGAAUAUGGUCAUUUGGUGGUGAACAGCCUGAACUAGUGGAGAACAAAGAGUUUCAGAGAUGUGACCCAAGCCCCCUGUUGCACCAUUGGCCACACCUGCACACACAUUAACACACAAGUAAAAGGAGAAAUUUGACGCAGCAAA